Galleria mellonella (greater wax moth) is the source of this 1790-nucleotide messenger RNA. It is a transcript of the gene ICE, whose product is annotated as caspase. The record is from RefSeq and is a predicted model, not a curated record. The transcript has 6 exons. Bases 110 to 985 code for a protein of 291 amino acids. Gene Ontology annotation, cellular component: cytoplasm. Gene Ontology annotation, biological process: proteolysis; apoptotic process. Lineage: Eukaryota; Metazoa; Arthropoda; Insecta; Lepidoptera; Pyralidae.
UAAAUUUUUGCCACUUUGUGUGCAUUUCUCGAGAGUUUCAGUCGGCUUUAAAUACAAUAAUAUAUUGUGCAAUAAAUAGUGAACAAAGUAAACGUGUUUGCUUAUAAAAAUGGAUGAUUCAGAUGCAUCCCCUUUUGGUUUUCUAUCGCCCAAGGCAAAAACCUCCGAUCAGAGUACAGAAGCGUCACCUACGGAAAACCAAGCCUCCGAUCGGAAUGUAGAGGUACUUAUAAAACGCCAAUUCGACCCGAAUGCUUUGUACUAUGAUAUGUCGGGGAAAAAGUACCUGCUCAUCUUCAACCAGUAUAAGUUUCAAUCCACAGUGUAUUUUAGAAACAAACGACCUCCAUCUCGGUUGGGGACAUUUAAAGAUGUUGAUAAGCUGAACAAAGUGUUCAAAUCUGUACAGUUUGAAGUGUCUACACACACUGACCUACAAUAUAGUAACAUAAAGGAAACGGUAACUGCCUUCAUAGAUCGAGAUCACAGUAACACUUCGUGCAUAUGUAUAACAUUUUUGACACACGGUAAUAAUCAAGGCGACUUGUAUGCUGCUGAUAGACCUUUCUCCCUACAAAAUUUGACGAAACUAUUCGAGGAUAAGAGACUAGCGACUAUUCCUAAAUUAUUUUUUAUUCAGGCUUGUAGAGGAGAUGAUGUCGACGACGGAAAUUUUGUGGAAACUGAUGCUCUUUCAUUCAAAACCUACCACAUACCGUCACAUAUUGACUUUCUGACGCUGUACCCUACUGUUGAAGGGUUAGUGGCAUUUAGAGACAGUGAAGGCUCUUGGAUGAUUCAAGAACUUUGUAAAAUUAUUGAAACACAUUACAGAGACUACGAUAUACUUCAGCUAAUCACAUUGGCUAACAAGGCUGUGGCAUUUGAACGAACGUCGAGCAAUCAAAAAAAUUUAUCGAUACACGAGAAGAAGCAAACACUCGAAACUAAACAUACUUUGACGAAAUUUCUGAAAUUCGCAUGAUCUUUUUUAGAUGUUACAGAGUUGUUCUUAGAUUAAAUAUUAUUUAUAUCUAGUUAUUAUCAGAAUUAUUUCAUAUUUUCAAUAUUCUAUUAAUUGCCCUUUUGUAUAUUUUUGAAGAAAGUGCGUUUCUGAACUUCCUUAAUCUAUGGACUCUCUACAACAUUUUUAACAUAUCUCCAUAAUAUCUAAUAUCUUUAUUAUCAUCAUUACAAUGUAUUUGUGAUCCAAAAAUUAAUAUAGGUUUCUUACUUUUCGUAUUUUGUUACAAAGUACAAUCCUAUGCCUUUUAUAUCCAUCGAAUUCAUGCAAGACCUGAAAUCGUCUCUCUAUCUCAUGGGGGUUAAUUCCCCAUUGCGCACGAUUUUCUAUUUUGAGAACCUCUGUUCUCCAAUAAUGUUAUUAAUGCUUUUCAAAUCUAUCUAAUUGAUAUAUUUUAUUUUUUACACUUAUCAGCUAAAGUAACCUGUGUCUGUCUUAAAUUGAUUCUGAAUAUGGACUAUAUCUUUUUGAUUAUCCUUUACGAUGUGACAUCUAGCUCUCCUUUUAUUUAACCAAUAUUAAUUUAUAAAUUAUUUAUUAUAAUAUGGAGUAUUUAAUAUUUUGUUUCUUGAUCUCUUUUUCUUCUUUGUUCUCUCUUUCCUUCUAAGAGUUAAGGAGUAGUGAUAUAUAAGGUAACGCAAUAUCUUACAUCUCCUAUUCUCAUCUGUUUUCAUCAAUUUAUUAAAUCAUAGCAAAUAUGUCUCAGUUUUAUUAAUGUAAGUUAAUGAAUUGUAAAUAAUGCAAUAAAAAUAAAGUUUUUUGUGUA